UCCCAACCACCUCCAUCUUACUGCCUACACAGCAAAUAGUACAUACACUAUACCAACCCCGUACUAGACAAUAAUCUCUCAAUACCCUCUAAUUCCAUACACCCCUCAUCUAUCAUCCCACCUUCAUUCCCAACCAUCCACCACUCUAACCUCCCCACCACCAUCCCCCCUCAAACAGCCUUCAUCUCCGGCCCCAUCAACACCGGUCCCAAUGAAACAUACUUCCACACACACACUACCCACCCCUCCUCACCGCCGCCAUCGCUCGCAACGACUCCUUCGUCCUGGGCCCACUCCCCUACGGCGUCGACUCCGACGCCCUCUUCUACCUUCUGCAGUACCCCGUCCCUCCAACGCGAAUCAGCGUAUCUGUGACCUCGCAGGAAGACAGUCUCUGGGGACUGCAGUUGCGUGCGUUAGGGGUCAAUGUACAAGUUGUCGAGGGGGAUAGUACCCGUGAUCGGGACGCCGCUAUGACUGCCGCCUGUACGUAUGAUCUUCUGAGGAUUAGGACUGAGGAGGAGGCGAGGGAGAUGUAUGGGGAUUUGUGGAAUAGGAGGAGGAGGAGGGGUAUGGAAAAGGAUGAGAAGGUGGAGGCGGAGGUGGUUAAUGGGGAUGUUAGUGCUUCGUUGGGUGUAAAGGAGAAGAAGAGGAGGUUUCUGGGAGAAGCUUUGGGGAGGUGAGAAGAAUUGAGUGUUGGAUUGGUUUGUUUAUGUAGAUGCUGGGGUUGUGCGUGUGGAUGGGUUGGAUUGGUGGCACAGGGGAGAUGAGAUUGUGCUACCACCUGCUAGCCCUCACUGCGAAUAUUAAACCCAGUCUUGAC
Molecule: messenger RNA, 823 nt
Organism: Aspergillus eucalypticola CBS 122712
Lineage: Eukaryota; Fungi; Ascomycota; Eurotiomycetes; Eurotiales; Aspergillaceae
Exons: 1
Coding region: 474-683 (69 amino acids)
Source: RefSeq, a predicted model, not a curated record